This is a messenger RNA of Ciona intestinalis (vase tunicate), 2998 nucleotides long. The record is from RefSeq and is a predicted model, not a curated record. Lineage: Eukaryota; Metazoa; Chordata; Ascidiacea; Phlebobranchia; Cionidae.
CAAUCUGUUCGUUUUCAUACAUAAUUUAAUACCCCGGCGUCGCUCUUGGCGCCUACGCUACCUACCGUAUGCUACCAUCUAGAUUUGAGAAAACAGGCUUAAUAAAGUCAUCAGUCAAGAUAGAUUAGCGACGAGCCGACGACUACACUCACCGUUGAAGAGCAUUGCAGUCCCAGUCGUGGCCGAAACGGUAGAUGUUGAUUAAGUUAUGCUUUGCUGCGGUAAAAGUAAAAGGAAUUUUACUUGCGAAGUUGUUUUACUGGACAGUAACCACGUAACGUUUUCUAGAAAUCAGAAUGUUAAGAUAACAAGCAGAGCGAGUGUUAUAUUUCAAGCUGUAUGCCAACAUUUAAACCUCAUCGAAACUGAUUAUUUUGGGUUAAAAUAUUUCGACAACCAAUCUAGAGUGCAUUGGUUGGAGUUAUCUAUACCACUAUGUGAGGAUGAAUAUUUCAUGAAUGUUGCAGGACCCUCCAGUCUCCUUUACUUUGGAGUGAAAUUUUACGCAGCAGAUCCGUGUGCUUUAAAGGAAGAAGUGACGCGGUAUCAGUUCUUCUUACAACUCAAAGAAGAUAUAUUUUCUGCAAAACUAUCUUGUGCAUUGAAAAAAGCAGCAGAGUUAUCAGCAUUAGCAUUACAAUCUGAGAUUGGGGAUUAUCACGAAGGUGAACAUAAACCAGGUUACGUGUCUGAGUUUCGAUUUAUUCACUCACAAGAUGAAAGAUUUGAAACAGAAGUGGCCAAGCUACACACAGGGUUUAGAGGAUUAGUUCCUGCUACAGCAGAGUUGCAAUAUUUGAGAAAAUGUCGGCAGUUGGAUAUGUACGGGGUAGAACUUCACCCAGUUAAGGGUGAGGCGGGGGUUCAGUACAAACUGGGGAUUUCCCCAAGGGGUAUUGAGAUGUUUAAGAACAUGUGCAGAAUGUCGGUUUAUUAUUGGCCUCGUAUUGAGUUGGUUGAUUACAAAGACUCUACAUUGAAAUUAAAGGUGAAAAACAGACAGGGCGUUGAGAGUAUGCACAAAUAUGCCGCGAGAACCAAUGAAGACUGUCGACUGCUAUGGAAAAGCAUUGUUGAGCAGCAUGUGUUUUAUAGACUUCCACAAAAUAUACCUAACACCACAUGGAGUAAAAAGUACAGGUACAGUGGAAGAACAGAAGCUGAACUUCUGCAGUCAGAAGUUGAACGAGAAGAACCAGAAGUUUUCCGUGGGAGCAGUAAACGUUAUCCGCCACGUGCGUCAACUGACAAGAUCAACCAAGCUGAAGAUGGAACUUUAAUCAUAGAUAAUAAUACUGGGAACAAAACGGAUGAUGAAAAAAUGGAAAGAAAUUCAAACUGGGAUGAAUUAAACCAGAAAAAGGGUAUGUUUAGUGUUUCUGACGUUGAACAAAACACAUCAAUCAAAUAUAUGACACCUAAGAAUGAACGUAGAGAACGUAACAGACAACUUCAAACUUUGAGUGAUUCCGAAAAUCGACAUAGAAAGCAUAGAACUCACCGUGGUCGAUCAAGCGGAGAGGAAUCGGACAGUCCAAGCAAACGAAGAAUUCGAAAUCGAGCGCGGCAACACAGGCAAAGUCAAGCCAGUGAUGCCAGUGAUGUUUCUCACCGAAGGAGAAGGAGAAGACAAUACCACACAGACACAGAGAUGAUGAAUGGAAAUGUUGUGUUGAAUCAGGAAAGAGUAAAACGACGUACACAAAAUAAUAAUAUCAAUCAACAAUCAGAAUCUAAAGCACAAAGAAAGAACAAAAGAUUGUCAAGAGAAGAUGACAAAGCAAGGCAACAACUGUGGCAACAUAUUAAAAAAGAGAUGGUUGAUCCAUCUGACCAUUCACCUGAACAACUGCAUGACAUCAUGUAUACUGAAGUCAAAACGGAAGGCUCGUCAAAACCUCUUCGAUUGAGACAUCAUAGAAGGAGAAAUUCCGGAGCAAGUAAGAGGACGAGCGCGGCAUCAGGGAUUAGCCACACAUUAGAUGAUGGAAUGGUUUCCCCCCUCCCCAUCACCACCACAGUAAUGCAAGAGAGAAAAAGAUUGAACGGCAAUAAAUAUCAACCCCACCACUCCACACCUACCAAUGGUUCAGCAUACAACACACCAUCUAAACAUAAAUCUCCAGGCAGUGAUUGGGACACAAGGACUUCAUUGUCAGUUGAAGGCUUUCAGUCGAUUUCCUCUAAUAAAUUAAACAAAUCACGAACAAGAAAAACAACUCCUGAAUCGCACAGAAAAAAAGAUUCUGGUUUAAAACUUGUUUAUACUCAGAUAUAAAACUGUUUUAUUACAAAUAUUUGACAACAUUUUUUCUGUGCUUUUAAGAUACGCUUCGGUACUGUUUAUACAACAUACUUUUAGAAACGCUAGAAUCAAACAUUGAUAAAUGUUAUUAAGUGCUAAAAAAAACAUACUGGUACUUUUGCAAACAUGUGCAUUAGCUAAUAUUGUUAACAUUUCUUUAAAAUAAAUACAACAAGACUAUUUACAUUUUAUAGACACUACAAAAUAUCAAAAAGAACUCUGAAACAUAAGUCUUGAUGCUGUUUCACAAUUAUAACAGAUUUUUUUCUUGACACCAUAUUAUCUAUAUAUCUAUGGAUAAUAUAGUGUCUCACUAACACACCAUUCCAAUUUUAACAAAACCGAUCAUUCCAUAUUCCUGUUUUAAUUCAUGACAUUAAUUCUAAUUACCUCAAAUUUUCUGACACAUUGAUAAUUUAAUUUUUCAGUAUUAGUAUUAAUACUUCUAUGUAAAGUAUUUUUCAUAUUUUUUUCUAAUUGUGCACUAACUCGCAUGUAUUUUGAACAAAACUAUAUGAAAAUUCAUUUUUCUCGUAUCACCGAAUGAUUUUUUAAAUGCUUUGUAAUUUUACUUGGUGCUGAAGCAUGGUGUUGUCACUGCUUUACAUGAGAUUGCAGUAUAGACGCAAUAUUUCGUACUAUUAUUAUAUUGACUGUGUUUAUACACGUAAUAUAUUGCAAGCACUGAUCAUA